This is a messenger RNA of Colletotrichum orchidophilum, 270 nucleotides long. RefSeq lists its product as uncharacterized. The record is from RefSeq and is a predicted model, not a curated record. The coding region runs from base 1 to 270 and encodes 89 amino acids. NCBI's taxonomy places the organism in Eukaryota, Fungi, Ascomycota, Sordariomycetes, Glomerellales, Glomerellaceae. The transcript has a single exon.
AUGUGUUUGGGCGCGGUCGUUGUGCUUCUCGUGAUAACCCGUGACCGGCCAGCGGAGGUGGCGAUGGUGUUGUCUAUUGACACGUCGUGCUUUGUGGCUUGCUCUCAAAUCUUUCGUGGUCAGAGCCCGCCCGCGGCCACGAGCAGGCCCUCUGGAUACAGAAUCAAUGCUGAGGAUGGCAUUGUGCCCCAAAUUACCUCUGCGGACGCGGGCGGGCGUGGUUCGAUCAAUUUGGUGCUGUUUUCAAAAAUUUCGUGCUCGCUGUUGUAG